Xiphophorus maculatus (southern platyfish) is the source of this 7750-nucleotide messenger RNA. RefSeq names its product unconventional myosin-Va-like. The record is from RefSeq and is a predicted model, not a curated record. Gene Ontology annotation, cellular component: cytoplasm; vesicle; myosin complex. NCBI's taxonomy places the organism in Eukaryota, Metazoa, Chordata, Actinopteri, Cyprinodontiformes, Poeciliidae. The transcript is spliced from 35 exons. The coding region runs from base 964 to 5952 and encodes 1662 amino acids. Gene Ontology annotation, biological process: vesicle transport along actin filament; actin filament organization. Gene Ontology annotation, molecular function: ATP binding; microfilament motor activity; actin filament binding.
UUGUGAAAAGCCAACAAAAGUAGUGCAUAAUUGUGGCGUUUUACGUAAUAAAAAUCUGAAAAGUGUGUCAGGCAUUUAAAAAAAAAAAAUUUUACCUUCAUAAAUUAUUUUGCUUUAGUCACUUUGCUGCAUAAGCUCAAACUAAGAAUUGUGUUGCUCUCUUAUGCUGCAGUUUUAAAGACUAAAUUUAUAAUGUUUUUUUUUUUUUUGGUCUGGACUUUGACUGGGCCAUUCUAACACAUUAUUUGAUUAGUCACAGAGAGCUACUUCCCUUCAAAGUUUCGACGAGUCUCUUAACACACCUGAAGUGGAAUGACAUGUUGAUGAGGGAACUCAUCCAUUUGAUUCAGGUGUGUUGGAUAAGGGACACGCCUGCAACUCCAGUCCUUGAAUGACACUGCCCUGCAAGUUUUGGAUGAAUCCAUGCUCCAACACACCUGAAUCAAAUAAUUGGUUAAUGACAAACCUUUGCAAAAACUUGCUGACAUGGGACUUUUGAAGACAAGUUGUCUUUGUUUUUGGUGGCCGUUAGAGUAAAAUCAGCUACAUAGAAAUCCAUGGCAAAAGUUACUUAUAAUAUUGAUUAAAAUUAAAUUUUUUAGUCCAUCUCCUAAAAUCCCAACGUGGUUGAAAUGUGAAAAAGUUAAGUUGGUAUGAAUAUCAGUCAAGGACCUUGUAGAUGUUGUCCUCAGUUUAGCAAAUAGGUCUCACCGAGAGGAAAAAAGAAAUACCCUGAGCUGCUCCUGAGUGUGAUUUAUCAAUCUUUGCUCAUCCAUUUGCUGCAGAUUAACAGUUAACCCGCUUGCCUCUUUAUGUGAGUGUGAACAAAGUGCAAAACUGCCGUCAGCUGGACAGAGGCAGGCUCUGAGGAGAGGCAGAGGACACCGGCCGCUCCUCGGGCAGGAACAUGCAGACCGGGCUGAGGUUUUACAAGUCUCUACACAGAUUGGAAAGGAUAAAAACAUGGCAACUCUGGAGCUUUACACAAAGGGGGCAGGUGUGUGGGUGCCUGACCCAGAAGCAGUUUGGGUCUCAGCCACUCUCCUGAGGGACUACAACCCUGGAGACGAACAGCUUUGGCUGCAACUCCAGAAUGGAAACGAGGUCCAAUACACUGUGGACUCCACGUCCGAUCUCCCCCCACUGGGGAAUCCCGACAUCCUGGAGGGGGAGAACGACCUGACGGCUCUCAGCUUCCUGCACGAGCCUGCUGUGCUGCACAACCUCCGGGUCCGCUUCCUGGACUACAGCAGCAUCUACACAUACUGUGGUAUUGUGUUGGUAGCCAUAAAUCCCUACGAUCAGCUGUCCAUAUAUGGUGAGGAGGUAAUAGACGCUUACAGCGGUCAGGACAUGGGUGACAUGGAGCCUCACAUCUUCUCUGUGGCCGAGGAAGCAUACCGCACCAUGACCAGGGAAGAGAGGAAUCAGUCCAUCAUCAUCAGUGGGGAGUCUGGCUCUGGAAAAACGGUUUCAGCCAAAUUCACCAUGCGAUAUUUUGCUGUGGUCGGAGGAGCGGCUCAACAGACCAGCGUGGAGGAGAGAGUGCUGGCUUCAAACCCCAUCAUGGAGUCCAUAGGGAAUGCUAAAACCACCCGGAAUGACAACAGCAGCCGCUUCGGGAAGUACAUCGAGAUCGGUUUUGGUAGAAAGGGGGACAUCAUCGGGGCCAACAUGCGGACCUAUCUGCUGGAGAAGUCGAGGGUUGUCUUUCAGGCGUCAUCAGAGAGAAACUACCACAUGUUCUAUCAACUGUGUGCAGCCAGAGAGCUGCCUGAAAUGAGAUCACUCCAACUGGAGCCGCCUGAAUAUUUCCACUACACCAAACAGGGAGGAGAGAUGCAGAUUCCCGGCACGGACGAUCUGUCAGACCUGGAGCGAACUCGCAAUGCUUUCACCGUCCUCGGUGUGCAGUCUGAGCAGCAAAUGGAGCUCUUCAGGAUCCUGUCGGCUGUUCUGCACCUGGGAAACGUCAACAUUCAAGCCAGCGGCAGAAGCGCCGACAGGAGUUACAUCAGCGCAGACGACCGCUCUCUGGCCGUCUUCUCCAAGCUGUUGGGAGUCGAGGGAUCUCAGAUGGCUCACUGGCUGUGCAGCCGCAGGCUGGCGGUGGGGGGGGAGAUGCUGGUGAAGCCCAUGACUGGUCAGCAGGCUCUAGAAGCCAGAGACGCGCUUGCCAAACACAUCUACGGUCAGCUGUUCACGUGGACGGUCCAGCGUCUCAACUCGGCCCUGCGAUCGCAGAAGGGGAAGACCAAAUCUUUCAUAGGAGUGUUGGAUAUCUACGGGUUUGAGACUUUUGACCAGAACAGCUUUGAGCAGUUCUGUAUAAAUUAUGCAAAUGAAAAACUUCAGCAGCAGUUUAACAGGCACGUCUUCCAUUUGGAGCAGGAGGAGUACGUCAGAGAGGAGUUGGCUUGGAACAGGAUCGAAUUCAGCGACAACCAGGAGUGCAUCAAUCUCAUCGAAGGCCCUCUGGGAAUAUUUGAUCUGUUGGACGAAGAGUGCCGGAUGCCAAAGGGGUCUGAUGAGAACUGGGCCCGAAAGCUGUACGACCAACACCUGAACAGCAAGCCCCACCCUCACUUCGGGAAGCCCAGGAUGACAAACAGCGCCUUCAUUGUUUUCCACUUUGCUGACACGGUGCAAUAUGAAUGCGGCGGCUUUCUAGACAAGAACCGAGACACGGUGUUUGAGGAGCUCAUCAACAUUCUCAAAGCAAGUCAGUCUGAGCUGGUGGCUGAGCUGUUCCAGCAGCAGGGAGGUGCUCCCUCUGUGGCCAAUGGGAGCGUUCGCUCAGGAAAAAGAGCCGCCAGAGAACACAAGCUGACUGUAGGCUUCCAGUUUCGUCAGUCCUUACAGAUGUUGAUGGACACCCUGAACAGCACCACUCCUCACUAUGUGCGUUGUAUUAAACCCAACGACCUAAAAGCAGCUUUUAUGUUUGACCCACAGCGGACGGUGCAGCAGCUGAGAGCCUGCGGGGUUCUGGAAACUAUUCGCAUCAGUGCAGCCGGUUAUCCAUCCAGAUGGACAUACGAGGAGUUCUUCAGCAGGUAUCGUCUUCUCCUUCGGGGACCCCAGAGCCAGGAUCAGGCUCAGGCCUCGUGCAGACAGGCUCUGCCUCAGCUCAUCCCAGACACCGACCAGUACUGCUUCGGAAAGACCAAAGUGUUUUUCCGGGCGGGUCAGGUGGCUGUCCUGGAGAGGCUGAGGUAUGAGCGGCUGCGUGUCGCUGCUGUGACCCUCCAGCGCCACGCCAAGGGCUGGUUGGCUCGGAUCAGGUACAGCAGGAUCCUCUGGGCGGCUGCUACCAUCCAGAGAUACACCAGAGGAGCUCUGGCCAGACGGCGGGCUCUGACUCUGCGCUACACAAAGGCUGCCAUAGUGAUCCAGAAGACGUACCGGAUGGUGGUGGUCAGGCAGCUUUUCCUCAUGAUUCGAGACGCCACCGUCACCAUCCAGGCCUUCACCAGGGGGACUCUGGCCCGCCGCAGAUACAGACAGCUGAUAGCAGAGCGGGCCGCCGUGCUGCUCCAGGCGACGGUGCGUGGCUGGCUGGCGAGGCGGGCGUACCGGCGGGUGCGCGCCGCGGUCAUAUUCAUGCAGUGCUGCGUUCGCCGCAAGGCGAGCAGGAGGGAGCUGCUGAGGCUGAAGGCCGAGGCCCGCUCCGUGGAGCGGUACAGGGAGCUCAACAAGGGCAUGGAGGUCAAACUGAUGCAGCUGCAGCUCAGACUCAACCAACAGGUGAGGGAGAGCGCUGCUCUGAGAGGGACUCUCCACGCGGAGCGAGAGGCUGCCAGCGCCGAGCUGGAGGCUCUGAGGGGGAUCAUCCAGAAGCUGGAAAACCAGAGACUGGAGAAGCCGCCGCCUUCCCCGGCGGUCAGCGAGAAGGAGGUGGAGGAAAGGAGGAGAGCGGAGGAGAAAGCCGCUCAGGAGAUCCUUCGACUCACACAGGAGAUGCAAGCGUUACAGAAAGACAAGGAGAACAUCAGCAAGGAGAAGGAAAAUCUCACCGCUCAGCUCCACGAGAAAGAGAGAACACAAAACGAGUGUGUACAAAAGGCCGUGCAAGAGGCCAGCGCUGCUCUGCAGUCAGAGCUGGAUGAGGAGAAGAUGAAGUACCAGGGUCUCCUGAGGGAGCUCACCAGACUGGAGCAGAGAUACGACAACCUGAGGGAGAUGAAUCUGCUCACCGAGCGCUCCAGAGGACACAGAAGGACCGACUCGGCUCAGAGUCUGAUCUCCGAGCCUCUCUCUCCGUGCUCCACUCCGCUGUCGCCCCAGUCUCUCACCCCGCUCUCGUGGUCCCCCUUCACUUCGGCGUUCCCGUCCCCGGAGGAGAAGCGCAGAAUCAGCGUGACGUCCCCCACUCCGGAGAGGAGAAUCUCGGCGUGGAGCUCGGAGUCGCCGCUGGAUCAGUUGAUGGAGAAGAUGGACGUGGCCAAAGACCCGGCAGUGAAGAAGAAAGGAGAAGACCUGGAGUACGCUUAUGAUGCCGUACGAGUGGCCAACAAGUUUCUGGAGAGCCAGCAGCAGAAGCAGCAGACUGAGUGGAAGGACGAACUCGAGGAUCUGAGGAACCAGCUCAGUAAGAAGAUCUGUUCUGGUUCCUCUCCUGCAAAGAAACGGGAUUUGUGGCAGCUGCUGGAAGCCAGAGAGUUUGAGUGCAUGAGGCUGCGGAGGGAGCUGAAGGAGCUGAGGCACACGGCGACUCUCAGACACCUGCUGACGCAAGUUUCCCUGUCGGCUCCAACCACAGAGACGUUCUGUGCUGCUCGGCCGAAACCAGCAGCCGUCGCCGGUUUGCUGGAGUGCAGGAAGAGAGACGAAACCAAACUCAUCAAGAACCUCAUCACAGACCUCCGCUCUGAAGGCGCGCUGGCUCUGCCUCCAGGUUUGCCGGCCAGCGUGAUCUUCCUCUGCGUCCGUCAGGCCGACUGCAGUGGAGACCAGGCUCGCGCUCGCUCGCUCUGCAGCUCCGCUCUCAUCGCCAUGAAGGCCGCUCUCACGAAGCAAACCUCUGAUCUUGAUAUGACUGCUCUGUGGCUGAAAAAUUUUAGUCUUUUGCACGACCUGUUGGUGCAACAUUCUCCAGAACAGAGCCUGGACUCAGAUGAGCUCGUAUCUAUGACGACCGACCUGAGCGACUUGAUCCGCUCCCUGAGUGUCCUUUGUAUCCAGGCCUAUCAGCAGCUGCUCUCCAUCACCGAGACACUGCUGCAGAAACUCAUUGUCCCGGCCCUCCUGGAGAGCGAGACCAUCGCCGGUCUGUCCGGCUCGGCGGUGAAGCUGGUUGUCUCCAGGAAGCGGGCAGGCUCAGACCCUCGACCGCUCGGCGCCGACUCUCCCACCAUGGCGUCUGUGCUGAGGCAGCUCAGAGCGCUUCACACCGCACUGAGCCGCCAGGCUCUGCCCCAGAGUCUGGCCGAGCAAGCUUUCCGCCAGAUGACCUACCUCAUCUGUGCCUCUGCGCUCAACAACCUGCUGCUGAGGAAAGACAUGUGCUGCUGGAGCCGUGGCAUGCAAAUACGUUACAAUGUCAGUGUGCUCGAAGAAUGGUUGCGCAGCCAAGACCUGGCAGCAGGGGGCGCUGUGGCCACACUGGAGCCGCUCAUCCAGGCAGCUCAGCUGCUGCAGGUGGGGAAAAAGACGGAUGCGGAUGCUCAGGCCAUAGUCCGGACCUGCACCGCUCUCUCCAGCAAGCAGAUUAUGAAGAUCCUGACUCUCUACACUCCUCACAGUGAUCUUGAUGAAAAAGUCUCCCUAAAUUUUAUUCGCACUGUCCAGGAGCUCGUCAGAGGCCGCUCUGACAGUCAGCCUCCACAGCUCCUCAUGGACGUGAGGAGAGCGUUCCCCGUCACUGUGCCCUACUCGCCUCCCCCGGCCCUCAGCGCAGACGACUUAGUCAUCCCAGAAUCCCUCAAGAUCUCUUUUCUACGCAGAUCCUAGAAGAGUACUACUCCAUAUGUUGAAUGUUGCAUUCUGAAAUGCAAACACCUUUCUGAUCAUUAGUGGCGCUAAACAAAAUUAUUAGUCUAAAAGAAGCCCUCGGAUUAGAUUUUUCUACUAACUUAAUGAGUCCUGGAUUACUGAUCUCUGCUACCGUUUUCAGUUCUAUACUCAUGUAAAAAUGUGUGAAUAGCCCUAAGAAAUUAUCUAUUAUUCCAGUGUGAUAAUGCCACACUGAAACAUUAAGAGUCCGGCCUUAAGUUUGAAGCUGAAUGCAGGUACUAUGUUGAAAAAAUAUAUCAACAAAAUACAAAUCUGGGAUUAAGUAAACCGUAAUAAAUAAGUAAUCUGUUUUUUUUUGUAAGAAUUCCAAAGGACUUCUGAAUAGUAAAUCGUAUCUUUUCAUUUGUCUCUGAUAUAAAUAUGGCAUUAGAAACCCGUUUGUUUUAGCUGCUCUCCACUAGACGGCAAUCUAUGUUUCCACCACACACAGUGAGGAUGGAAAAGGAAGAAAAAUCCAAAGCUCACUGUUAAAACCGCUGCAGACGAUGUCAUUUUGGGGUCUCUUAAGUUUUGGAAAUCAGCAUUAGAAGUUUUACCACAGAUCAGCUGGUUUGUUAGAAGACACCCCAGGCAAAAGUUUGUUCUGUGUUACCAUCACAAACCUAGACAUGUGGUGUUUGACAAUCUCUACUCUGCUUUGGUCAGAUCAGUCUAAAAAAUUGUUCCCCCCCCAAAUAAAGCAAGUUUUGUGAAAAGGCACCAUAUGCCCUCUAUUAAGGUGGAGGAUCUGCUGUGGGCUUGUAUGACAACAUGAGCUCUCCUGAAUAAAUGGACGUGUUGUCUGUCGAGAACAUGUUUUCAACACAGAAAUGACUCAGAAUCUUUUAGAUUGUCUAAAGAUAACAAUUGUGACUUUGAUGAUUAUUAAGAAUUAAAUUCCUUAACAUUUUAUCUCCAACAGAUGUCCUAAAAAGUCAGGUUGAUUUAUUAUAUUUUUAAUUAUUCAGUGAAAAAGAUAUACAGCUACAAUAAAAGAAUCAUAUUGGACACUUUUCACAUAUUGUUUUUGACCAGAAAUGCCAACAAAUGGAUCCACAUUGGUGGAAAUGUAGCUUCAUUGUAUCUUUGCACAAAGCGACAGAGAAAAGUGUGAAAUUUCUGUUUUCCAUGUUUUAUUGGUAGCAGAAACACAGUUGGACUGUAGUCUCAGGAGCCUCGGCCCCCAACAACCAGAAUAAUAAAACAAAAACUAAAUUAGAAACAUCUUUUGUGUAAAAAAAUUCUCAUGCCAGUACUUUGCACCCACUACACGUCAUCAGUAAUACAUAUUUAUAUAUUCACAAACAUUUGAAAAAUAGAAAACAAUAAUCCAAAUAUCAAAAUAUAGAAGACAACAAUUGGCAUUGAACAUCAAAUAAUUAAUGCGUGCUGACACAACACGGUUUCUUUUUGUUUUUCUUGUUCCCGUCAUGCACCGUUUCUGGAAGUACACGACCGGCGCGCCCAUGUGGUUCGGCCGGCCGGACAGAGCAAGGGGGAGGGGAGGAUGGUCAUGCGUGUCUGUCCGCCUCUGUGUGUUAUGUAUGUGCUUUUCAUUGUGCUUCAUCUACUUCAGCUUCAAACCCGACGGCCCAGCAGGAGGAAGACCUUCCUCGAUUAAAGAGAAUCAUUGUCAACAGCAAUAAAGAUUAUUUUCGUGGCGUUUCCAGCAAGAUGUCAAUUGUAUGACUGUAUUUUUUUUUUUGUCAAGACUGUGCAGAUGUUUUCUUCCAAUAAAAAGACCUUUUACAUGCUA